Drosophila elegans is the source of this 2922-nucleotide messenger RNA. Its product is annotated as lysosomal alpha-mannosidase-like. The coding region runs from base 1 to 2922 and encodes 973 amino acids. The record is from RefSeq and is a predicted model, not a curated record. Gene Ontology annotation, cellular component: lysosome. The transcript has 5 exons. Gene Ontology annotation, molecular function: carbohydrate binding; alpha-mannosidase activity. NCBI's taxonomy places the organism in Eukaryota, Metazoa, Arthropoda, Insecta, Diptera, Drosophilidae. Gene Ontology annotation, biological process: mannose metabolic process.
AUGACAUAUCUCGCUCGCAAUUUUCUCUUGACCAUCAUAUUGGUGGUCAUUGUAAAACAAUCAGAGUCCGUUUGUGGCUAUGAGUCAUGUCCUGCAACGAAAGUGAACAUGGUCAACAUUCACCUGGUUCCCCACUCCCACAAUGAUGUGGGUUGGCUGAAGACUGUUGACCAGUCCUACUAUGGCUACAAGAACGACAUACAUCAUGCUGGCGUGCAAUAUAUAUUGGAUAGUGUUGUGACCCAGCUCAUUCAGGAUCCCAAGCGUCGCUUUAUACAGGUGGAGACGGCCUUCUUUGCAAAAUGGUGGAAGGUCCAGUCGGAGACCAUGAAAAAGGUAGUCACAAAGCUGGUCAACGAGGGUCGUUUUGAGUUUACAGGUGGCGCUUGGAGUAUGAAUGAUGAGGCAGAUGUUAAUUACCAGGGUGUGAUUGACCAGUUUACGGUGGGUUUGAAGUUCCUCAACGAAACCUUUGGGGCUUGUGCUCGUCCUCGGGUUGGAUGGCAGAUCGAUACUUUUGGACACUCCCGCGAACAGGCAGCCAUUUUCGCUCAAAUGGGAUACGAUGGUCAGUUCUUCUCUCGAAUGGAUCACAAUGACAAGGAGACGCGCUUGAAAAACCGGACCAUGGAGAUGAUUUGGGAUGCCAGCGAAUCGAUGAGUGGCGUCAACCUCUUCAGCGGCAUGCUUUACAAUUUUUACUCGGACACUCCUGGCUUCUGUUUUGACAUCCUUUGCACCGAUGAACCUAUUAUCGAUGGCAAUAGCAUUGGAAACAAUGUGAAGCAAAGGGUAGAUGACUUCAUUAGUUAUGCAAAGGAAAUGUCAGAGCACUAUGUCACCAAUCACAUCAUGGUUCCAAUGGGCGGUGAUUUCCAGUAUGAGGAUGCUAAGGUCAACUACAAGAACAUGGACAAACUUAUCAAGUACAUAAACGAACGUCAGGCAUCUGGAUCCGCUUACAACAUUUUCUACUCUACUCCGAGCUGUUAUCUAAACUCAUUGCACCAGAGCCUGGAGUCGUGGCCCAACAAGACCCAGGACUUUUUUCCCUAUGCCCAUGAACGCAACAGCUUCUGGACUGGCUUUUUCACUUCACGUCCCAACCAGAAACGUUUUGAGCGGGAUGGAAACCACAUGCUGCAGGUGGUCAAGCAGCUUUCUGUGCUGGCUAAUCUGACGAGCGAACAGCAAAACAAUGAUCUGCACUAUCUGCGUCAGAUUAUGGGAGUAAUGCAGCAUCACGAUGCCAUAACUGGAACCGAAAGGCAGGCCGUUUCGGAUGAUUACGAUCGAUUGAUGUACGAUGCCAUAGUUGGAGCAUCCAACAAUGCCCGCGAUGCUCUGCGAAUUCUCACCAACAUGCCCAAUGGGGAGUUCGAAAUUUGUCUGCGGUUGAACAUCAGUGAGUGUGCCUUUACCAAGGAUAGUGCUGACAACGUGGUCGUGACUUUGUUUAACCCACUGGCUCAUACCUCAACGCAGUAUGUGCGCAUUCCCGUGAAAGAGGAGAGCUAUCAAGUCACUGAUGAAAAGGGCAAUCAAGUUCUUUCUGAAGUGGUCCCAGUGGCCGGACAAGUUUUGGCAUUGGAAUACCGUCCCAAUGAUACACAGCAUGAAUUAGUUUUCAAAGCUACAGCGAAUAAAAUCGCCAGCUACUUUAUCAAAAAAGUGGAGAGCAGUCAGACAGCCACAAUUAAAAUGAGAGAAAAUAAUGAUCCCGAGACUGUAGUAGAAAAUUCACUUGUUAAACUGGUAAUUGACAACAAAACAGGACGCUUGAAAUCUGUUGAGAUGAACGGUGUGUCUGAGAAAAUAGUCCAAGACUUUGGCGUCUACAAGACUCACACUUCUUGUGCAUACACUUUCCGUCAAGAUGGGGACAUUGAAGUUUUUGAAGAUGAUUUCGUAUCAACAAUUUAUGAAGGAACGUUGGUCAAAGAAGUCCACCAGCAGGUGAACGAAUGGAUCUCGCAAGUGAUCCGAAUUUACGAGGGCGUCAAUCGUGUGGAGUUCGAAUGGAUGGUAGGACCAAUUCCAAUCGAUGACAAACUGGGUAGAGAGUUUGUCACAAACUUCAAGAGUGAAAUUUCAUCGAAUGGUGUUUUCUACACCGAUUCCAACGGACGUGAGCUGAUGAAACGGAAAAGGAAUAUGCGUGAAGACUUUGUUGCCGACUUGAGUCGUCAGCCUGUGAGCGGAAACUUUUAUCCCGUGACAUCCCGAAUCGCUCUACAAGACGAGAGCAAGCGAUUGGUCCUUCUUAAUGAUCGUUCCCAAGGGGGAGCCAGUUUGGAAGAUGGUGCUUUGGAGAUGCUCCUCCACCGGCGCCAUCUCUUCAACGAUGGUGGAGGUGUGGGUGAAGCUCUGAAUGAGACGCAGUAUGGUAAAGGUCUAAUAGCCCGAGGCAAACUUUACCUUGUUCUUGACUCCGUGGAAAAGGGAAAUACUGCAAAUGAACGAAAGGCGGAAAAAGAACUGUUCCUUCCCUUCUGGAAAUUUUUUAGCAGGGCCAGUAAAACCGAACAGCUUACAACAAAAAACAUUCCCGACUUUAAUGAUCUUCCUCAGUCGGUUCAUCUUCUUACCUUAGAGUCCUUUACUAAGAACGAAAUUUUGUUGCGUUUCGAGAACUUUCUGGAUAAAACUGAGGGCAGCCUGAUCAGCUUCAACAUUCGUGAUAUAUUCGACAACUUGGGUGGCCUAUCGAUUAGGGAAACCACCUUGGAUGGUAACUUGCCACUACAAGAAAUGAAGCGAUUUAAGUUCCAUGCCCAAGAUUCCGGAAAUAAGCCAUCAGUCGCGGAAUAUUCUACAGCACCACACAAUCCUCUUGAAGCUGAUAAAUUUGAUGAAGCUUCUAUGUUUACUGUGUCAUUAUAUCCAAUGCAAAUUCGCACUUUUGUCAUUAAAACGGAUUAA